AUGCACUCUUUAAACGCAAGCAUCAAUCCUUCAUGUGGUUUAUGCCAACAUCCAAUGGAGACGCCAAGCCACUUGUUAUUCCAGAAGAAACUCAUACAACUCCUUCAAGAACUCGACAAAAGUGUCCAUGAUGGAUAUUGGGUCCUCGAUGUCAUCGCGGGUCUUCUCAUACUCCACAUUGCAUUCCGCACGGUCACGGUCAUUGUUUUCCACAUGAGUGAAAGACCGACAGUCAUGGUUCCUUCGAGCUUCCUGUACCAGCCCGGGUUUUGCCACUUGGCCUUGUCGAUUGUUCCAGCUUUGUUUCAAGUUCACCUAUAA
This is a messenger RNA of Microthlaspi erraticum, 321 nucleotides long. The record is from the annotation of a GenBank genome assembly. Lineage: Eukaryota; Viridiplantae; Streptophyta; Magnoliopsida; Brassicales; Brassicaceae.